This is a messenger RNA of Exaiptasia diaphana, 1947 nucleotides long. RefSeq lists its product as uncharacterized. Lineage: Eukaryota; Metazoa; Cnidaria; Anthozoa; Actiniaria; Aiptasiidae. The record is from RefSeq and is a predicted model, not a curated record. The transcript has 2 exons. Bases 6 to 1010 code for a protein of 334 amino acids.
CGGAAAUGCAGAGUUGUGAUAAAACUAUAAUAAGGCAGUUACCUUCUUUUAAAGUUCAUAGAGGACAACUCUCGUACUUAAAGAUGGCCUACUCAGCUCCUCAAGAGAUCUUUGACCCCGAAGCUUGGCUGGCUGAAUUCAAUAAGCCUCGUCUCCAUCGCGAUCAGCGCAUCAAAAUAAUCGAACAAACUUUAAAAGUUUGCUCUGAAUUCAAGUACACAUUACCUAAUGGAGAACAGGUUGUAUUUGGAGACUUUGAAAGCGUUUCGAGAGAUGCCCAGAAGACAAGGCUUUAUAUUGAUGCAGUGGAACACCUCAAAAGAUUAUCUAAUGGUACAAAUUUUACAACAACUGUCGAGGUUGUUAACUGUGACUGUCUAGAGGAGGCUUUAAGGCUUAAAACAGAAGGAUUUAACCCUGCAGUGCUCAAUAUGGCUUCUCCAAGAAGACCAGGUGGAGGAUAUUUGUCAGGAGCAGGAGCUCAAGAAGAAAAUCUCUUCAGGCGGACAAACUAUGUUCAACAUCUGGCAGAUCCAGACAAACGUUUUGAUCCCACAAGAAAAUGGAACUACAGAUUACCUGAAUUUAGCUGUGUUUAUUCGACAAAUGUACAGGUUUUUCGUGCUUCUGAGGCUAAAGGCUAUGCAUUUCUUCCUGAACCAGUUGGAAUGUCUUUCUUGGCAAUUGCAGCAUACCCUAGCCCUAAAUGUCAAGGACCCAAAGGCAGUGAAAGGCUUGUUUCUGAAGUUGUAGAAAAAGUAAAAAAGAAAAUAAGACUUAUGUUUGCAGUUGGACUUGACCAGGGCCAUGACAGCUUAGUGUUGUCUGCUUGGGGAUGUGGAGCCUUUAGAAAUCCACCUCGUCACAUUGCAAGCAUAUUUAAAGAGGUUUUGAAGGAACCUCAAUUUAGAAACCAAUACAAACAUAUUUCCUUUGCAAUAAUCAAUGAUCACAAUGCUAGGGGUGAAGGUAACUAUAAGCCUUUUUUCGAUACUUUUAAUAACACAUAAAAUUGGUGAUGGAACUACAGUGCAUGUAUAUGAAGCUCAUUCAGCAGUUUUUUGCAUGAGGAUUAAACAAAAGAAUUACAUAUAAUGAUAAUGAUACUUUUAAUACAUAAAAUCAGUGAUGAAACUAUUAUUUAAGCUGAUUCAGCAGUUUGUUUGUCUGAGGAUAAAACAAAAGAAUUACAUAAAAUGACAGUGAUGCUUUUAAAACAUAAAAUAUCUGAUAGAACUAUUAUUCAAGCAGAUUGAUUCAGCAGUGUGUUUGCAUGAGGAUUAAACAAAAGAAUUACAUUAACAUAGCAAUAACUUUGCAAAAUGUCAAUCACAAUAAUAAAUAAGGCAUUGCCUGUGUAUGAAGGUCUGCCAGCUCUAUUUGCUAUUUUUUGUCCAAGAAAUGAUGGAUGCCAGUAAAAGAUACCGUAGGUAGGGUGUUAGGAGAGGAAGAGAAAAAGGAAAGAGCUUGUGCUAUCUCCUCUUAAUGUACUCUUGAUAGUCUUUAUUCCAUCAAUCCUCAAUAAUUCCAAAUGCCACAGGAAGCCCAAAGAAAUAGUAUAAAUAGCUAUAAAUGUCAGCGUUUGCUAAAAGGCACUGUGGAUAACUGUGGAUGGCAAAAGUGCGGGCUCUUGGUAUGAAGGCUCAGCUUCGUUACCAGGGCUUCUCUGCUCGCUUUUUUAAAAGGCCCUGAGAACGAUGUAGGAGAUUUGCCGCUCUUCAAGCAAAUUUGAUCCUUUCAAGCAUGAAUGACAGGCAGCCAGUUGAAAUGGAAUGAAAUGCUAAAUUAAUUAAGCCAUGACACUUUAAUAUUUUACCAUAGACUGAGUGCAAUCGCUAAUUUGAACUGGCUGCAGGCAAUACAAACGAAAAACAGGACGAACAAAUGAAUAGGCGAUUGUAAUUAAAUUAAGCACACUAUAAGAUGGAAUAAAUAUAUAUACUAGUC